Messenger RNA from Cyclopterus lumpus (lumpfish), 1286 nucleotides. RefSeq names its product lysophosphatidic acid receptor 2a (gene lpar2a). Bases 143 to 1249 code for a protein of 368 amino acids. Gene Ontology annotation, biological process: G protein-coupled receptor signaling pathway. The record is from RefSeq and is a predicted model, not a curated record. Lineage: Eukaryota; Metazoa; Chordata; Actinopteri; Perciformes; Cyclopteridae. Gene Ontology annotation, molecular function: lysophosphatidic acid receptor activity. Gene Ontology annotation, cellular component: membrane. The transcript has 4 exons.
GGCGUCGACUUCGAUCGGAAGUCAACACACAGAAACUCAAAGACUCGCAACUCUGCUUUCAUGUCGGGGCCGUCUGGAUGGAGGGGACUCUGAACGCGGACCGGGCUACAAACCCUCACAUGCCAGCGUUGUGUCUGCAGUUAUGGCCACGGAGAGCAGCGUGUGGAGUACCUGCGACUACAGCCACAAUGUCACCUUCUUCUACAACUGGGUGGGCAAGAAGAUCAGCGUAGCGUGGACGACGCGGGACUUUGUGGUGAUCGGGCUGGGCUUGACGGUGUGUCUCAUCGUGGUCUUGGCCAACCUGCUGGUGAUGGUGGCCAUCUUCAUGAACCACCGCUUCCACUUCCCCAUCUACUACCUCCUGGGCAACAUGGCUGCAGCAGACCUGUUUGCAGGUAUCGCCUACGCGAACCUGAUGUUGCACACGGGCCCGUGGACGAGCACGCUCUCCAAGGAGCAGUGGUACAUGCGCGGGGCUUUGAUCGACAUCAGCCUCACGGCCUCCGUGGCCAACCUGCUGGCUGUUGCCGUGGAGCGCCACCAGACCAUCAUCACCAUGCAGCUGCACAGUAAGAUGACCAAACGGCGCGUGGUGCUGCUGAUCGUCUGCAUCUGGGCCGUGAGCAUCGUCAUGGGCCUGGUGCCCUCCUUGUUUUGGAACUGCGAGUGCUAUCUGGAUGACUGCUCCACCGUCGCUCCGCUCUACAGCCGCCGCUUCCUCGUCUUCUGGGCAGUUCUCAACCUGCUCACUUUCUUUGUCAUGGUGGCCGUGUACACUCGUAUCUUCGUCUACGUGCGAUACCAGACGCGCCACGCGUCUCAUCACAGCACGGAGAUGCGCCACAAGCAAACUGUUUUCAACCUGAUGAAGACCAUCUCCAUGGUUCUGGGCGCCUUUGUAAUCUGCUGGAUGCCCGGCCUCGUGACUCUCUUACUGGACGGGCUGCUGGGUAAAGCAAGCCACGCCAACGCCUUUGAGAAGUUCUGUUUGGUGAUCGCGGAAUGCAACUCUCUGGUCAAUCCCAUCAUCUACACCCUGCGAGACGACGAGAUGCGCAGGACGUUCAUGUGGAUCUUGUGCCGCUUGCGUCGGAGAGGUGCUGACCAGCCGAGGAAGCUGUCGCCUGUGGAGAUCAACUCCCCGCUGCCGGAGGAAACUCUUGGCUGUGUCCAGAAGUUAGAAGAUCAGGCCGUCCGUACGGAAACAAACGAUAAAGAAGACAGUUGGACAAUACCGGGGGUAUGAUGGCCUUCAAAAUAAACAAGCUUAACCUUUACUGUCA